Molecule: messenger RNA, 570 nt
Organism: Purpureocillium takamizusanense
Lineage: Eukaryota; Fungi; Ascomycota; Sordariomycetes; Hypocreales; Ophiocordycipitaceae
Exons: 2
Coding region: 124-525 (133 amino acids)
Source: RefSeq, a predicted model, not a curated record
CCAUAACUCGCCUAGACCCCAUCUCGUUCGUCUUGCAUCCAAAUCAAGUCGAAAGCGUCUAGUAUUCAUCGCAUCUUGAUCUUUCAUCUCAUCACAGCACCUCGCACCAGAGCCACCAGCAUCAUGACCAUUGACCACAUUGGAUUGACCGUCUCCGAGUCCAAGUUCCAGGACACCCUAAAUGUCUACCUCGAAGCCCUGAAGCCGCUCGGAUACACCAAGGUGCAUCAAUUCGGGGACUACGUCGUCGGGCUCGGGUCCGCCCAAGGCUGCCCCGACGGCAAGCCGGUCCCCGACUUCUGGCUCGCCGGCGCCAAGGACGUCGGCGAGAGCAAGACUCACAUUGCGUUCAAGGCGAACGACCGUGCCACGGUAGACGCUUUCCACGCGGCGGCGCUCAAGGCCGGUGCCAAGGACAACGGCGCGCCAGGCGUGAGGGCCAUGUACCACCCGAACUACUAUGGGGCGUUCUUGAUCGACCCGGCGGGAAACAACUUUGAGGCCGUCUGCCACGCUCCCGCCUAGACUGGCCUGGGGGUACACGAUAAGCUGAUACCUGCUAGAUGUCCC